Molecule: messenger RNA, 1445 nt
Organism: Panicum virgatum (switchgrass)
Lineage: Eukaryota; Viridiplantae; Streptophyta; Magnoliopsida; Poales; Poaceae
Product: probable E3 ubiquitin-protein ligase RHC2A
Exons: 1
Coding region: 281-1234 (317 amino acids)
Biological process (GO): protein ubiquitination
Cellular component (GO): cytoplasm
Molecular function (GO): ubiquitin protein ligase activity
Source: RefSeq, a predicted model, not a curated record
UCAUCACCACAGUGUUCGUACACCACGCGCUGUGAGACAGAAUCGUGUUCAUCUCCUCGCAAAAGCUAUUCCUUCCCGCCGAGCCGAUCUAUGGUAACCUAACCUUGCCGGCGCCCCAAUCAAACCGCCAUGGCGCCGCCAUCCCAUUCCCUCAAGAAUCCUCUUAUACUUGGUCCUUCCACGCGCGCGUCCUGCAACCUCGGCCAUUCAAGCCACGGCGAGCGUGGCGCGGGCGACGAGCUAAUAAGCUUAAGCCCUGCUACCUCCGCGCGCGCCGGGCAUGUCCGCGGGCGCUGGCGGCGGCGGCGGCCGCGUGCGCCGGCGCCGGCGGUCGUGGCGCCUGUACUGGUGCUACGUGUGCGGCCGCGCGGUGCGCGCCGUGUCGUACCCGACCUCGGACGUCUUCUGCCCGCGCUGCUUCGGCCGCUUCCUCCACGAGAUCGACCUGCCGGCGCCGCGGCCCGUGCUCCCGCCGCCCGACCGGUUCUUCCAGCCGCCGUUCCUCCCGCACGACGGCCCCCGCCGGUGGGUCGUGUACACCGGCGGCCACGCCACGGCCGACGCCGACGCGCCGCUCCCCCGCCGCAGCCGCCGCCCCCGGCGCGUCCCGUCCCCGCCGCCGUCCCCCGCAACGCGGCUCACGGACGACGACGACGGCAACCCCUUCGACGCGCCGCCACCGCCGCCGCCUCCUACCGUGGUCGGCUGGGACGAGUUCCUCAUCGGGCCCAACCUGGACGCGCUCAUCGAGCGGCUCACGCAGGUCGACCGCCCCGGGCCGGCGCCCGCGCCGGAGUCGGCUAUCGAGUCGCUCCCCACGGUGCGGGUCUCCCCGGCGCACCUGGCGGACGGCCCGCAGUGCCCCGUGUGCAAGGAGGAGUUCGAGCUCGGGGAGGCCGCGCGCGAGCUGCCGUGCAAGCACGCGUACCACACCGACUGCAUCGUGCCGUGGCUCCGGCUCCACAACUCGUGCCCGGUCUGCCGGCAGGAGCUGCCGGACGGAUCCCGGGAGGGCGGCGGCGAGGAAGCAAGUGGCGGGGCGGAGGCGGCGCCGCCGGGGCCGGUGGUGGUGGCCGGAUGGGGGCCGCUGGCACGCCCGCCGGACGGGGACGCUUGGGAGAGGAGCGAGGCGGACGACGGGGACGCCGCCGGGGGUGGUGCCUGUGCGGCGGCUGUCCUGCAGUCGUUCGUCGUCGUCGCCGCUUGCUUUUUCGCCCUCUCGUUCUUUGUUUGAGACUGAGAUAGGGAGCUGUGUCUGUCAGCUCAUGGAGCAGGAACCGAGCAAACACGAUGGCAACAGGCAACACGACCACAGUCCCCACUGUAUACAUGAUGAAAGAUUGAUACAUUACUGCCCAACAUCUUCUUUUUUGUGCGUGUGGAAUUGUUGCAAAACAAGCAAACUUCAUAUUCAUCAUGUUCAGUAUAUUGUUCAUUACCUGAUA